AAUGAGUAUAGAUUACCUUUUUAAAUUUUAAAUUGAACAAUAUUUUACAAUUAUGUAUUUUUUUUAUUUAAUAAGAAAUUAUUUUUAGUAUUGUUUUUAUAAUUUUUACAUGUACUGGUGCGUUCCAAAAACGUAAUGUGACCCAAUCUAUUGAUUAUACGUUUAAUUAAGUUGGUACAACUUUACAUAAUAUGCAAUAUGUUGAUUUUAAUUAGUCACCCUAAGCGUGAAUAAAAAUGAACAAUGUCCUUAGUACGUUCGUUACUAUUCACAAAUACUAAAUGUUUAAUAUCAUUAACAUUUUUACUUCUUAGUCCUUACAAACAUCAUAGAAAUUAGCAAAACUGUAUAAGCUCUGUUCAAAAUCUUUGCUUUGAAUGUGAUAACUAGUGGUAACCUUCACCAGAAUCCUUUGACGAGGAAUGUGAAACAAAGAAAUGCCAAACUACUAUUGUUAUGAUGGUUUAAGUUCAAUUAUUACAAUGUCAACAGCAAAAAAAAGACUAAUUCUAAAAUUUGCAUCCGCAACAUAUUAUAUAGUCUUAAAACACCGCACACGUUACAAAUAUAUUUGUAAAUUAGUUAACAGAAACAAAAGUACAAUGAUAUUUACAUUGCUAUGCAUGUUCAAUAUAAAAAAAUUGAUCAAACAUAUAUUUUUACUAAAACCGUGAUAAAUAUUAACUAAGCAUUUUUAAAAUUACAUUAAGUAAGCGCCACAAAAUAGGUUGGGAGGACAAGUUAUAUUAAUUAUACAAAUUUAUGUUUGUUUUUCGAUAUGUUUUGAUUAUUUAAUUUUCGACUAGUGUUAAUUUGAAUAUUAAUUAUUAUUUACUUGCAAAUAUUAUUUUAUUCUUUAUAAAAGUGAUAUUCACUUAAUAAAAUACUUAAGUUUUAACUUUUUUAAAUCACCAAAAAAUACAAAUAAAUUUUAAUUUUAAUAUGUAUAUGAUUGAAUUGUUUGUAUUAACUUAACUUAACGAGUUAAAAAAAAUAUUUAACUUACUUAGCCUUGGAUUUAUUAAUAAUUCAAAAUCAUUAAUACAUGUUGUGUUUUUUUUACAUUUUUCAUUAAUUACUUCUUCUUUGAAGAUUCCCAUGAAUGUUAUUGUUUAUUUUUUUACUAGUAUUAUGUUUAUCUUAUUUUUAUUGAUGUUUUUAAUUAUUUAAUAAUAUGUUUUAUUUUAUCUUUAAUAAAUGAAAUAUUAUAUCACCACAUGACGUCAUGAACUAUAUUAUUGUUUAUAGUAUAGAAUAUAGAUUAUGGAAUGAUCUCGUUUCCUAAACAACAACCUGCAGUAUACAUCUGGUUCAUUUUAGUGGAAUUAUUUGUUUGAAAUUGAAAUGGAAAAAAUAUGCUAUUAUAUAAAUUAAAAAUUAAUAAAAAUAUUUGAAAUUAACAUGUCGACUAUGGAAGAGAAGCCCGAAAUAGGUAAACAUACAGCAUCUGAUGUACUUACUCAACACUUUUUCUUAUAUAUUUCGCAUAUAAAGCGAGCAUUUGACAAUUUCAAUCAAUGUAUGGAUAAAACAAUUGUUCAGGCUUGGAUUAAUAAACUAAUGGAGUGCCCUCAUCCAAACAAUUUUAAAGCAACUAAACGUAAUAUGUAUUUGGCACAGUUACUAAUACAUUUAUAUGACGGAAAGUUACGAGCUCCGUUUACGCGAAUGCCAUCUAAUAGACCCUUAGAAACCUUUGACGAAUUACCGUUUUACGGAAAACCGGAUACACUUAGGGAAAAUAACAUAACUCCUGAAGUAUUCAACCAAGAAUUACCAUUAGAUGAACUUAAUUAUAUUUCAUCGGAUGAACGGACAUAUAUAGCCAUUCAGAGUUUAAAUGAUGGCUUUACAGUAUUUGGAUAUGUAGCAGUUACCAUUGGACAUGUAUGUACGGAUCCGAUGUGGUUGAAUUCCCGAGGAGAAACUAUUAAAAGUCCAAUACCUACUUCUCAAGAUUUACCAGUGAGCACUCCUUUAUCAAAGAACUCACAAGAACUUGAUUUAGUCUUAAUUGACAAGCAGGCAAGCAAUGGCCUGGACAUUUUAGUAAAAGAAAUCUGGGAUGUGUUAUCUGGACGACAUAACCCAGAUAUCAGGGAACGUGCUGGUGGUUUUUAUCUCACGCUGUAUACCACUAUCCAACAAGAGAUGCUCAAUGAACAGAAUAAUCUAUGUUCGACCAAAUUUCAAGAUCCUUUUGUUAAUAGACUGAUAUUUUUCUUGGUGGAAGAUUUAAUGGCUGAGGGUGUACGUGACACCGAGGCAUUCCAUCGAUUCAAUCAACUAUCAAUGUUAAAAAAACGAAUCAAAGCAAUUAUUGUUGAAAUUGAAACCAGACGACGUGUUUUUGAAGAAGUCAAAAAGUCAAUAAUAAUGCCUAAAAUGCAAUUUCAUCUACAUUCAUCGAUCAACUGUUCAAGCGUUAUAUCUGAGAUGAUAUUACAGGAAACACUUAAAAUGGGCCCAAAAUCAACGAAUUUUCUAUUCACACAGUAUCCUUUGUCCGUGGUACAAAAAUUUAAGAUAAUGAUUGUUAAUGAAAAAAAACGCAUAAUGCAGUUAAUCAAAAUACGUUCGGACAGUGUAACAGGUGAGAUGUACAAAGAUUUGAGAGAAUCAAUACGACAAGGUUUGCGUGACUAUCAAGCCGCUCGAAAUGAAUGGCUCAGGGCUUGGCGAGUAAUCAAAGAAUACGAAGAAGCAUUAAAGAUUAAAGACAAAUUGACAUUGAGUGUAAAUUACCAAAGUAUCAACGACAAAUUUUUGGAAAUAAUAAAAAAUGAAAUUGAUAUAGCCAAAAUUCGUUAUAAGAAAAUUGAAGAAAAAAAUAACAUACUUGAAAAUGAAAUUUAUUUGUUGAAUAAAAAGAUACAUGAACAAAAUAAUAUAAACGUAUCGGAAACAACGCACGCAGAAGAACGAAAAAAAAUGUAUUUAAAUGAAAUAACAAAUAAAAACAUAGAAAUACAACUCAGGAUAGCUACCAUCGAUCAUCUGAAAUCUAUUAUCUCCAUUGACUAAGGAGCCCGGCAAUACUAUGGUCAUUAGCUAUUGUCGAGGUUACGGUUGGUAGGGUUGGAACGGUUGGUAUGGUUGGUUGGCAACACGUGUAUGUGUCACAAGAUUUUUUGCCACUAUGGACCCGGGUGGUCUCCCAUCCGAGAACUAGUGGCUGCGGUUGUUGCUUACUCCCGAUAGACUCAAAUCUCAGUCACGUUAUGUGAUUGAUUUCAGCCACUGCACCGGCGCACCGCUCCGAGCCACAUUUGUGUAUUAAGUUUAUGUUUUAUGUAUAAUUGACAAUAUUGUAUUACCUUAAUUUUCAAACUAUUAUACUA
Messenger RNA from Acyrthosiphon pisum (pea aphid), 3341 nucleotides. RefSeq lists its product as uncharacterized. NCBI's taxonomy places the organism in Eukaryota, Metazoa, Arthropoda, Insecta, Hemiptera, Aphididae. The transcript has 7 exons. Bases 1402 to 3024 code for a protein of 540 amino acids. The record is from RefSeq and is a predicted model, not a curated record.